GUAGAUAAAUCCACUCAAUCUGAAGCCAUUAGAAACGUACAUUUUCAUAAUGCUAAUAAUUAUGAAGAUGUAGCUCAAAUUCCUAUUUCAAAGAGUCUAUUAGAACAUUUCACUUCAAUAAGAAUUUCAUUUGGUUGUAUGAUGUAUAACGUGUUAGGAGUUAUCAAAGAGCUAAAACGACCUCUUGAUAAGCUAAAGGAGUUCCUGCUCUGUACCUAUGAAGGCUAUGAUUCUAAACUAAAAUCAAAGCUAGAUAGUUGUUCUGAUAUAUCCAGUUUAUUUCAUGUGAUUAGAGGAGAGUGUUCAUUGACUAAUAUUAGUCUGUUAGAAGCUGUAGCUAAAAAAUUUGACUUCAUCGAAGAAGUUUGGGAAUACAUUAUGGAAUACAAGGAAACACUGCAAAAGUUUUGUUGGCUACUUUUAGAUAUAUGUAAGGUUGAUGAUCUGAGGUCCAUUGUAGUCCCUUCCAAGCCUCAGCCACAUCUUCAGUGUAUAACGUUCAUCCUUAACUGGGAACCUGAGGAGCAUGUGCUAAAAGACAUUAAAGAAAUUCUUGCCAAGAUAACUGAGCCUUAUGGUAGACUUAUCAUUAUUAAGAUAGUGUGUAUUGAGUCUAUACCCCAUGAUUAGUUAAUUUUGGUUUUAAUUAUUGUUAUUGAGUUUGAACUUUGAACUUUGAAUAUACCCUA
Amphimedon queenslandica is the source of this 689-nucleotide messenger RNA. RefSeq lists its product as uncharacterized. Bases 139 to 630 code for a protein of 163 amino acids. Lineage: Eukaryota; Metazoa; Porifera; Demospongiae; Haplosclerida; Niphatidae. The record is from RefSeq and is a predicted model, not a curated record. The transcript has 3 exons.